Messenger RNA from Closterium sp. NIES-65, 1926 nucleotides. Lineage: Eukaryota; Viridiplantae; Streptophyta; Zygnematophyceae; Desmidiales; Closteriaceae. The record is from the annotation of a GenBank genome assembly.
AUGUCGGUGGCGGCAGGCGUCAGCGAUGCGGCGAUUGCGAUCCGGGAGAAGCUUCGAGGAAGGAUCGCGCAGACGAAGGUGAAGCGGUACUGGCCGGGAAAGGCGCCGGAAUGGGCGGACGACGCGGAGGAGGCGCGCGGGGGCGUGUUCGGGGAACCGGAGGACGAGCGGGAAGAAAUCGGGGACCGGCUGACGCGCGUUAGGGUUUCCGAGAACGACGCGCGGCUCCGGCGAUUAGGAGAAAGCCGGCGCGACAGGGAGGAGGCCGUGGCGCGGCAUCGGGAGAUCCGUGCGGCGGAGAUUGUCUCGACGCGGGAGGAGGAGGAGAGGAAGCAGCAGGAGCGCGAGGAGGAGGAGGAGGAAGAGGAGGAUGAAGACGCGAUCGAGGAGCGACGGCGGAGGAUACGCGAGAGGCUGUUGCAACGGCAGAGGGAGGAGGAGGAGCUAGCAGCGUUAGGGGAGGGCGAGGAGGAGGAGGAAGAGGAGGAAGAAGAGGAGGAAUCGUCUGAGUAUGAGACAGAUUCGGAGGAGGAAGGGGGCGGUAUGGCUAUGAUAAAGCCUGUAUUCGUUCCCAAGGGCGAGCGCGACACGGUUGCGGAGCGCGAGCGCGUGGAGCAGGAGGAGCGCGAUUUGGAGGAGGCGGUGCGGCGGCGCGUGGAGGAGCGCAAGGCGGAGACGCGGCGGCUCGUGGUGGACGACGUGCGGCGCGAGGAGGAGAAGGAGCAGCGGCGCGCGGAGGACGGCGGCGGCGCGGAGGGUGACGGCGCGGGGGCGGCGGCGGAAGACGUGGAGACGGACGACGAGAUGGACGCGGAGGAGGAGUUCGAGCGGUGGCGCGCGCGCGAGAAGGCGCGCGUGCGGCGCGAGCGCGAGGAGCGCGACGCCGUGGCGCGGGAGAAGGAAGAACGCGAGCGGAUAUCACGCAUGACCGAGGAGGAGCGGCGCGAGUGGGAGCGGCGCAACCCCAAGGCGGCGCCCGCGGGCAAGACGAAAACGAAAUGGAAGUUCAUGCAGAAAUACUACCACAAGGGCGCGUUCUUCCAGGCUGGCGCGGACGACAAGGGCGGCACGGCCGGCACGGACGAGAUCUUCACACGGGAUUACUCGGAGGCCACUGGGGAGGACCGGCUGGACAAGAGCGUGCUGCCCGCCGCCAUGCAGCUCCUCUGCUCCUCUUCCCAUGCUUGCUUCCUCUCUUUGUUUCCUCUCCCCACACCAUCUCAACUCCUCCCUCUCAUCCCCAUGUCCCGUGUGCCUGUGUGUGUGCCUGUGCGCCCUGCGUGCCAUGCUGUGCCAUGCGGUGCUGUGCGGUGGUGGGUGUGUGGAGAGCAGGUGAAGCACUUUGGGCGCAGUGGGCGGAGCAAGUGGACGCAUCUGGUGAACGAGGACACCACCCAGCAGGACUCCCCGUCAGUACCUCCUGCCUUCAACCCCACUCCUCCUGCCCCCAUUCCUUGCCGCCAUUCCCUGCCCCCACUCCCCACUCCCUGUCCGCUUCACUCUCCAUCAUCGAUUGCUUCCGCAUUCCGAACAUGCCUGUUUUCUGACUUUCAACCAUACCCACACAUCCACGGUGCUUUGCGCCUCGCCACGACCCUUCUUUCCUUGGCUUCUCCCUCUCGCCCCGGGCAGGUGGGCAUACAACGAUGUGUUGAAGGCGAGGUACAACAACAAUAUGACGGCCAGGGCAGUGGGCAGGCGAGCCAGGGCAGUGGGCAGGCGAGCCUGCGCAUCUGCAUUCGCUUGUGCCUCACCCCCACCACCCCCUCAUCUCUCACUCCCCUUCCUCCCCUCCCCUUCCCGGGUAGGUGGGCAUACAACGAUGCGUUGAGGGCGCGGUACAACAACAAGAUGGCCGGGAUGGACAAGCCGCUGGAGAAGCCCAAGGGCAGCAAGAAGCUAAAGAACGCACUGCAGAACCCGUGA